Messenger RNA from Alternaria arborescens, 474 nucleotides. RefSeq lists its product as hypothetical. The record is from RefSeq and is a predicted model, not a curated record. Bases 1 to 474 code for a protein of 157 amino acids. Gene Ontology annotation, molecular function: RNA nuclease activity; RNA binding. Lineage: Eukaryota; Fungi; Ascomycota; Dothideomycetes; Pleosporales; Pleosporaceae. The transcript is spliced from 3 exons.
AUGAAGGUCUCCUUUGCUCUCUUUGCUUCCUUCGCCACACUUGCGGUCGCGAAUCCGCUGCCCCUGAAACCGGACGUCAAAACGCUCGUUGGACGAGCAGACGUCGUUUCGGUAACGUGUCCUGCAGUAAAUGGUAACAGCCAAACGACAAACUCAACCAGGGAGCUUGAAGAGGCCUACAGUACUGCCGUCUCCCUGUUGCUACCUCCACCUGACAAGGCUAAGGGCAAAUAUGGCAAGGAAUACCCUGCUUACUACGGCAAUUUCCAGAACAUUGCCUUGCCGCGCGACUGCAUGACGGGCGACACUUACGAACGAAAUGAGUUUCCCAUCUUGCGCACUAAAGUCCUGUUCGGAGAAGGCUCUACCCCAGGACCAGAUCGAAUCGUCUUGGCUCGUAAGAACGAUGGCACCUUCACGUACUGCUACACUAUCUACCACAAAAACAACGGGGAUUUUGCUCAGUGUACCUAG